AUGAAUUUAAGUGCUUGGAUCGAUUUACAAGGAUUAUUUGUUGAAAUACCUCUUAUUAUUCCGCAUACUCCAGAAGGAUGGACAUUACCAUCCAUAGCAGCAAUUUGUAUUUGUGCAGCUAAUAUUGUUCCUGCAAUUGUUGUAAUAUUACGUUGGUGGCAAGGAAAAAAAUUCUCUGAAAUUCCUUACAUUUAUCUUAUUAUUAUUGUUGGAGUAAUUGCUUGUUUUGUACUUGCUCUAUUUUGGCAAAGGACAAUAUUUAUAUUUGGUCGUGAACGAAGUGAAGCACUUACAUCAGCAAUUCCUACCAUAUUAAUACUUGCUCAAGGUGUAGCAGGUGAAACAAUAUGUAUACAGACGGGCAACAGUACUAUUUUCGAACCUACUUAUACUCAACCACGUUUCAGUGUUAGAAUUUUCAUGUUUUGUAUUGCUGGUAUCAUUGUUGCAUCGCUUAUUGCCUUUAUUUUACUUAGAUGGACAAAUAUAGUCACAUUAGCUGAUGCUGCAGAUGUGGAUGAACGUAAGAAAAUUAAAUCCAAUACAGAUAUUGUUCAUGAAGAGAGUGAACCUAUGGUCACUAUUGUAAAAUCACAAACAUCAUCAAAAUCUACGAAAACAAUGUCAAAACGUGUGUUUAGACUAUUAUUAGUUAUAAAUACAAUCAAUUCAACAAUAGCAUAUGGAUGUUUACCAUCGCUGAGUACCUAUGCUUUGUUACCUUUUGGUCAGACAGCUUUCUAUUAUUGGAGUGUUACCAUCCCAAUUGCUUAUCCACUUUCAUUAAUAUUAAGUCUCUUUUGGAAAUCUGUAUCGACAAAUAUGAUUAUAUUUCAAUCGAUAUUUAAUGCAUUUCUUUCUGCUUUGAUAUUUAUUAUUGCAAAACAAAGUCCAUGUCCAUGGUUAGCAGAUACAACACAAGGUGCUCUGAUGAUUAUUACCAUAUGGUUUAUCAUGUCAUUUAUCAGCGGUAUUUUACGAAUUGCAAUUGGUAAUCGCAUUAAAAGUGAAUGGAUAGAUGAAAAAGGCAUGUUCUAUUAUGGUGCAACUGUACAACUAGGUUUACUAUUAGGAACUAUACCUAUAUAUUUUUUAAUUAAUGUAUUUAAUCUUUUUAUUGAUCGACAACCAUGUCAAACAUAUUGUAUAUCCUAA
Molecule: messenger RNA, 1155 nt
Organism: Adineta steineri
Lineage: Eukaryota; Metazoa; Rotifera; Eurotatoria; Adinetida; Adinetidae
Source: the annotation of a GenBank genome assembly